CAAAAGGUAUUGGUGAACCACCAUUCGUACUUGGUAUAUCUGCUUUUUUUGCAUUAAAACAAGCAUGUAUGGCAUAUCGAGAACAACAAGGUUUAUCAAAUUACUUUACAUUUAAUUCUCCAGCAACUGUUGAACGACUUCGAAUGACUUGUGCUGAUGAAUUUACUCGUCGUGCAUGUUCGAAUGACCAUGAAAACUUUCAAGUAAAAGGAUCAUUUUAA
This is a messenger RNA of Adineta steineri, 221 nucleotides long. Lineage: Eukaryota; Metazoa; Rotifera; Eurotatoria; Adinetida; Adinetidae. The record is from the annotation of a GenBank genome assembly.